Messenger RNA from Pogona vitticeps (central bearded dragon), 1896 nucleotides. It is a transcript of the gene TSEN2, whose product is annotated as tRNA splicing endonuclease subunit 2. The record is from RefSeq and is a predicted model, not a curated record. Gene Ontology annotation, cellular component: cytoplasm; tRNA-intron endonuclease complex. Gene Ontology annotation, biological process: tRNA-type intron splice site recognition and cleavage; tRNA splicing, via endonucleolytic cleavage and ligation. NCBI's taxonomy places the organism in Eukaryota, Metazoa, Chordata, Lepidosauria, Squamata, Agamidae. Gene Ontology annotation, molecular function: tRNA-intron lyase activity; nucleic acid binding.
AACAAGACAGACUUCCUCCUUCCGUCGCCAUAAUGCGAUCAGAGCUGCCCUUCUUCCUGCUCGCCGGGAGACGGGGCCAAGGGAGUCGGCUCUCCGCAGUCUGAGCUUAUUUUCGUUACUUCGACAGAUUCCCUGAAAGGUGCUUUUUUUUAAAAGAAAAACUUUUUUUAUUUUUGGCUAAGUUGUGUUCCGGGCGUGUGAGGAGCGCCACAGCGGCAUUGCCCGAUUUCCCUCCCCUCCACCCCCACCCCGCUAACCUGGGCUUUGCCAGACGCAAGUCCCUCGGGGGGCUUCUUGCUUCGGAAGGUGGUUAAAAAGUCAGAGUCGCGAGUGGCCAGAGAUCGAGGCACUCCCCGCCCGGGCGACGAGGAGAAAGGUGGUACCAAAUGGCAGAAGCAGUUUUCCAUCCUCCAAGAAGGAAAAGAAGAGUGUAUGAAUCAUAUGAUUCCCCAUUCCCUAUCUUCUUCUCCGAGGACAGCAUUGAUAGAAACAAUUGCAAAAUAUGCCAGGCUGAAAUUAUAAAUAACAACGUAAUUGUGAAGAACCCUGAAGAUAUAGAACAGCUAUACAGCAAGGGUUUUUUUGGGAAAGGUGUUCUUUCAAGAAGUCGCCCAGAAUACAGUAUUUCAGACCCAGCGUUGGUUGCGAAGUGGCAGGAUAUCAGAUCAAACCUGCCUAUAAUCUCAUUUAAAAAGUACCAGUGUCAUGUCAAAUGGGCUAAAAGCCUGAUGCAGGAGGAAGGACUGGAUGACAGCACGAUUAACACAAUCCUUGUAAAUUAUAAUGAGCCACUUAACUUGAGAGAAGAAGCUGCACAAAAUAGUCAGGAUGAAAAAACAUCAGAAGUGGAAACUUCUGGAGAUGAGCCAAAGCCUAUUGUGACUUCUCUAGGAAUGAACGGGGAUACGGUAGCCCAUCUUUAUGACCCACCUUCCAGUUGCGGUGCUUUUGAAUCUAAUGUAAUAGGAUCUGAAACUGUAGAUGAAACUCAUUUGGAAAAACAGUGUCCACUUGAAACUCAUUGUGGCUUGAAGCAAGACAGUCUUACUGAACAAGAAUCUUACUUUUCAAUUGAUAAAGAAUAUUAUCAUGAAUAUGUAUUGGUUGAAGAAGAGGAAUCAAAUCUGGGCCCAGAAGCAGAUGGAGGAAGUGAGAAGUCACAUAUAAACCGAAAAGAAAAAUUAAUGUGCAGAAGAAACCCAUUUAAGAUUUUUGAAUAUUUACAACUCUGUUUAGAAGAGGCUUUUUUCUUGGUUUAUGCUCUGGGAUGCUUAAGUAUCUGUUACAAUGAGGCACCUUUAUCUAUCCUCAAACUCUGGGAGGUUUUCAGUGAAGCGCAACCCAACUUUAAGGCAACGUACAUGGCAUAUCACUACUUUCGCUCAAAAGGAUGGGUCCCUAAAGUUGGGCUGAAAUAUGGAACUGAUCUCUUGUUGUAUCGAAAAGGUCCUCCUUUUUACCAUGCCAGUUAUUCUGUGAUUGUUGAAUUAGUUGAUGAUAACUUUGAAGGCUCACUGCGCAGACCUCUCAGCUGGAAGUCUUUGUCUGGGCUGAACAGAACCACAGCAAAUGUUUCUAAGGAACUCAUGUUCUGUUACUUGAUCAAACCAUCUGAUAUGACUGAAAAAGAAAUGCUCUCACCAGAAUGUCUCAGAAGAAUUAAAGUUCAGGAACUGAUUCUAAGUCGUUGGGUCGCAUCCUCUGAGCGCAGUGACCAAGAAGAGCUGUGAGAAAAUGGAUCAGAUAAUUGCAAGAUACUGAAAUACCUGCAAUAAGCUAAUUUUUAUUGCAUUGUUCUUUUUGUUUCAAACGUAGCAGUGUUUGGUGCCUGUUAUCAAGUCUGUUAAAUAAAACGAAACAAGUGCUCUUUUGUAAUUAAAACUGGAUGGAUUCUGA